Molecule: messenger RNA, 2957 nt
Organism: Phodopus roborovskii (desert hamster)
Lineage: Eukaryota; Metazoa; Chordata; Mammalia; Rodentia; Cricetidae
Gene: Poglut1
Product: protein O-glucosyltransferase 1
Exons: 11
Coding region: 84-1262 (392 amino acids)
Biological process (GO): positive regulation of Notch signaling pathway; protein O-linked glycosylation
Cellular component (GO): endomembrane system
Molecular function (GO): UDP-xylosyltransferase activity; UDP-glucosyltransferase activity
Source: RefSeq, a predicted model, not a curated record
GUGCCGUGGCGUCCGCGGCCAUCCUUGUACGGGGCGGCGCUUCCGCCAGCGUGCGGGUUGGAAUCCGCAGUGGUCUGCGGGUGAUGGAGCGGCGGGCGGGCUGUCGGCUUGGGCUGUGGAUGCUGUUACUGCUCCUGAUCCCGGUGCAGGGCCGCCAGAAGGAGUCAGGCUCAAAAUGGAAAGUAUUUAUUGACCAAAUUAACAGGGCUUUGGAGAAUUAUGAACCAUGUUCAAGUCGAAACUGCAGCUGCUAUCGCGGUGUCAUAGAAGAGGACCUCACUCCUUUCCGAGGUGGUAUUUCCAGGAAGAUGAUGGCAGAGGUGGUCAGACGGAAGCUAGGAACCCACUACCAGAUCAUUAAGAGGAGAUUAUUCCGGGAAGAUGACUGCAUGUUUCCCUCCAGGUGUAGUGGUGUGGAACACUUUAUUUUGGAAGUGAUUCGGCGCCUCCCGGACAUGGAAAUGGUAAUCAAUGUACGAGAUUAUCCUCAGGUUCCUAAGUGGAUGGAGCCUACCAUCCCUGUCUUCUCCUUCAGUAAGACAUCGGAGUACCAUGAUAUCAUGUAUCCUGCAUGGACAUUUUGGGAAGGGGGCCCUGCUGUGUGGCCACUUUAUCCUACAGGUCUCGGACGGUGGGACCUAUUCAGAGAAGAUCUGCUAAGGUCAGCAGCACAAUGGCCAUGGGAAAAGAAAAAUUCUACAGCAUAUUUCCGAGGAUCAAGGACAAGCCCAGAAAGAGAUCCUCUCAUUCUUCUGUCCCGGAAAGAUCCCAAACUCGUUGAUGCAGAGUACACCAAAAACCAGGCCUGGAAAUCUAUGAAAGAUACCUUGGGAAAGCCAGCUGCCAAGGAUGUUCAUCUGAUAGAUCACUGCAAAUACAAGUAUCUGUUUAAUUUUCGAGGUGUAGCUGCAAGUUUCCGGUUCAAACAUCUCUUCCUGUGUGGUUCACUGGUCUUCCAUGUUGGUGAUGAGUGGGUGGAAUUCUUCUACCCACAGUUAAAGCCAUGGGUUCACUACAUCCCGGUCAAAACAGACCUCUCCAAUGUCCAGGAACUGUUGCAGUUUGUAAAAGCAAAUGAUGACAUUGCUCAGGAAAUUGCUAAAAGGGGAAGCCAGUUCAUCAUAAACCAUUUGCAGAUGAAUGACAUCACCUGUUACUGGGAGAGCCUCUUGACUGAAUACUCCAAAUUCCUGUCCUAUAAUGUAACAAGAAGGAAAGAUUAUGAUCAGAUCAUUCCCAGACUUUGGAAAACUGAACUGUAGUAGUCAUCAGAGGACUGCAAUCCUGGCAAUGGAUCUGAGAUGCUCUGUGUUGAAAUACCAUGAGCAUGACACCUAUACUUUUAACACUUUUGCCAAGCCAAACAUCCUGUUUUCCUUAUCAUGUUGUAUCCUGAAGGACUCUUGAGAAAGAUCUAAAAUGUAUGUGACAAACACCUGUUUGAAAUCAUGAAAUAGGGAUUUGGAUCUACAUCCUAACUUUCAUUUUCUUAUGAUAAAUCACAGCUUGUGCCUCAGGUCAUCUACAUGUAUCAUCACUGUGAAAUUGACUGGGUCCAUGUGAAGAUGCCCGUUGUUCUUUUAUUUGGAGCAGACCACCCAUUGUUUGGUACAAUUCAUACCUGCAACUCUGAAGUUAUUCUAGGCUUGAUGUCUGAUGCUUACCUUUAAUGUAGAAAUCCUAUGGGGUUUGUGAAAGUCCUGCAGUGACCAUGCUCUGAAGAGUCUAAGGAAGCAGUGGCUAUGCCAUGCAGCCUUGGUGGAGUUCUCUUUGUAGAAGCAUAAAUUCUUUGGCACUCAGGAGCUUCCUAUAAUGCCUCAAUUUUGCAGUUGGAUUUCAAAUGCCCGUUUUGUGCCUUCAUUCCCUUUUUAUUCUCUCUCCAAAGGAGAGAGAGAGAGAAAUUUCUUAAUACAUUUAGGAAGCAGUCUUAUUAAAAAACAAACAAACAAAAAACAAUGUUCCUGUAAUAAUAGCACGUCUGAAGUAGAGGCAGGAGGAUGAGUUCAUGGCCACCCUCAGCUUCACAAGAGUUCAAGGACAGCCUGACUACAUGAGGUCCUGUCUCAUAAACUGUAACUCAUCUUUUGCACACCUCUGAUUUUGCCUUCUUAAAUUAGUAAUAGCAGGACCAUCUCAGUUUACAGAGACCAUGAUCUUUGUAUGUGAACACAUCAUAAAGUGGCAAUUUAUAGAGCAUUUAGCUUUCAUUUUUUACUCCCAUAUGAGAUAUUUUAGUAUAAAUCAUUAUUGGAGUACUUCCUUAUUCCCCUUCUGAAAAAGAUAUACGGACAGUUUAUUUCAAGUUGCAGCUCCAACCUCACCUCUCUGAACCUCAUUCUUAGCAGUUAAGGACUAUAGUAACAAUCUGCUCAUGCCUGUAUUAUGUGCUAUCAUCACACUGCACUGUAGUUACGUGGCUGUUUCUUUCCUUGUUCUGUAAGCUUAUUGAUGGUGAGAAUGAUGUUUCACUGCUCUUGAUGUCUCCAUUAUCCAGCACAGUGCCUCACAUAGAAUAGUUACUGAAGAACUGUUGGGAGGAUGGGCGAGUGGGGAGAUGGAUGAAUACACCCACUAGGCUUAACUAAAUUCUAUUUUUAAAUUGCUCAGUUACUGGCUGCAGAGGGGAUGAGAUGCAUUGUAAGAAUUGGAUUGAUACAGAACCUCACUUUCCCUCUCAAGUAGCAAGGGAUAUUUUUGUUUUAAAAACAACGAAAGUUAGAUUUUGUAUUUAUCUGUGUACCUCAGUGUAGACGAUAUGAGAAUAAUGUGUAAUACUAUGUAAAGUGUAUGCUUUUGAAAAUAGUUCAUAUGCUCACACUUUUGAAGAUUUCGUUAUCAUUCAUACCAGCUCAAUCCCAAACUUACCAUUUGCUCCUCAAGAUAAGUCAUUCUCUCUACUGUGGCAACAGUUACUAUUGUUUUCAAUAUAACCAAAUAUAUGUUUUCUAAGAGUUGUA